GGGAGCGCGCGGCGCGGCGCUCGGCCUUGGAGGCGGGGCCGGCCGAGCGCGGGCGGAGCGCCCGGGAGUCCCUGCAGCCCCAGGCGGCGGCCGCCCCGCAGCCGCCGGCCACCUGCCCUGGCGCCGGAGGGGGACGGGAGCGCGGCCGGCCUGCGCCCGCGGUGACCGGGGCGCGCUCGCGGCCCGCGCCGCCCAAGGACCCAGCCGCGCGGCCCCAGCUGCCGAGACUGAGUUGACCGCGCGCGAAACUUUUACACGCGCGCUCGGGGCCGCAGCCGGGAGCCGCCCGUCCCUGCCGCCCGCGGCCGCCCCGCCGGGACCCAGCGCCGUGGCGUUCGGAGCGGGGAGAGGCCCGCGGCCCCCCCACGCCCUCCCUCGGGGCACAGCCGGGCGGGGCCGGGCCCCGGGCGAUGGCCGCGGAGCUGGCGAUGGGCGCCGAGCUGCCCAGUAGCCCGCUGGCCAUCGAGUACGUCAACGACUUCGACCUGAUGAAGUUCGAGGUGAAGAAGGAACCCGCCGAGGCCGAGCGUUUCUGCCACCGCCUGCAUCCCGGCUCCGUGUCCUCGACGCCGCUCAGCACGCCCUGCUCCUCCGUGCCCUCCUCGCCCAGCUUCUGCGCGCCCAGCCCGGGCGCCGGGGGCGGCGGCGCGGCGCAGGCCGGGGGCGCGGCGGGCGCGGCGGGGAAGCCGGCGCCGGAGGAGCUGUACUGGAUGAGCGGCUACCAGCACCACCUGAGCCCCGAGGCGCUCGGCCUGACGCCCGAGGACGCGGUGGAGGCGCUCAUCGGUAGCGGCCAGCACGCCGGGCACCACAGCGCGCACCACCCCGCGGCCGCGGCGGCCUACGAGGCCUUCCGGGGCCCGGGCUUCGCGGGCGGCGGCGGCGCCGGGGACGUGGGCGCGGGCCACCCCCACGGCGCGCACCACGGCGCCCACCACCACCACGUGCGCCUGGAGGAGCGCUUCUCCGACGACCAGCUGGUGUCCAUGUCGGUGCGCGAGCUGAACCGGCAGCUGCGCGGGGUGAGCAAGGAGGAGGUGCUGCGGCUGAAGCAGAAGCGGCGCACCCUCAAGAACCGCGGCUACGCGCAGUCCUGCCGCUUCAAGCGCGUGCAGCAGCGGCACGUCCUGGAGAGCGAGCGGAGCCGGCUGCAGGCGCAGGUGGAGCAGCUGCGGCGGGAGCUGGGGCGCCUGGCGGAGGAGCGGGACCGCUACCGGGAGAAGUUUGAGAAGCUGGCGGCCCGCGGCGGCCCCGGGGGCGCGGGCGGGCCCGGCCUCCCGCGGGCGUCCUCGCCGCCGCAGGCCGGGCCCGGCGGGGCCAAGGGCGCGCCCGGCUUCUUCCUGUGAGCGCGGCUCGGAGAGGCCCAG
Messenger RNA from Pipistrellus kuhlii (Kuhl's pipistrelle), 1367 nucleotides. RefSeq names its product MAF bZIP transcription factor A (gene MAFA). Gene Ontology annotation, molecular function: RNA polymerase II cis-regulatory region sequence-specific DNA binding; DNA-binding transcription factor activity, RNA polymerase II-specific. The coding region runs from base 411 to 1346 and encodes 311 amino acids. Lineage: Eukaryota; Metazoa; Chordata; Mammalia; Chiroptera; Vespertilionidae. Gene Ontology annotation, biological process: retinal rod cell development; regulation of transcription by RNA polymerase II. The transcript has a single exon. The record is from RefSeq and is a predicted model, not a curated record. Gene Ontology annotation, cellular component: nucleus.